AUGUCGAUAUUAGAACAAGUAACUAUCAACGUCCAAGAUACUUUUCAUGAAAUAAAUCCUUCUAUAUUCAAGCCUCCAAGUUUUGAGCUUGGGAGGCCAUUAAAUACAACAGAGGAAAUAUUCGGGGAAGAUACUUUAAUCGAUGGCCACAAGGUUGUUCAUGUCCACGAAUUAAUUGAAGAUAACAACGGAAAUGUAUUUAGAGUUAUCGAUACUCUUGGAAACGGUACUUUUUCUUACGUUUACAAAUGUCAAUUAUUAGGCGAUAUUCAUUCAUUUUUUGCAAUGAAAAUCAUUAAAAAUUUACCACAAUACCAUGCAACCGGCAUAUCAGAAGUCAGCUUGCAUCAACUUCUAUCAAGUGCCCCAGAUCAUCCUGGAAAAAGCCAUAUAAUUAUGCCUAUUUCUAGUUUUGAAAUGGACAAUCACGUAAUUAUCGUAGAGCCUCUCUUGUUCAGGUCAUUAUUUGAAGGAAUUUAUCAAAAUAGGCCAGUUUCCCAAUUAUUGAGUACAAUUCGAAAUAUAAUGGAACAAAUUUUGCAGGGAGUUUCAUUUUUACAUGCGAAUGGAGUUACACAUUGCGACUUAAAGCCAGAUAACGUUUUAUUCGACGAUGAAAACAUGAAUAACUUGCAAAUCAUAGAUUUAGGUUCAGCAUCAAUGUCUCCAACAGGAGCAGGUGAUUAUAUUCAAUCUAGAUUCUACAGAAGCCCAGAAGUGAUUUUGGGUUUACCAUAUACAAACAAAAUCGACUUGUGGAGUGCUGGAUGUAUUGCCAGUGAGCUAUUUCUUAAUUUUGCAAUAUUUGCAACGAAUACUGAGUUCGAUACAAUUCAUUCUAUGGUUGCAUUACUUGGACCUUUCCCUGAUUCGAUGAUUCAACCUUCUAAACAAUGGUGGAAGUUCUUUGAUAUGACGAGAGAUGGAUAUAAGCUCAAAAUGGAUCCAAAUGACGUUUUACUUGAAAGACAUUUGUAUAAUUCAAUUUUCCAAGAAACAGGACCAUCAUCUCUUGAAAACUUGAUCAUGAAUCAUUGUGAUCUCGAAACAGAUGAUGAUGUCAAUUUAGUUUCUUGUUUCUCUCAUUUUUGCCAAUCCUUAUUGCAAUUUGAUCCAAAUACAAGAUUAUCUGCUGAACAGGCACUUAGUCAUCCAUUUAUUACUGAAGAUAUCUUCUCUGGAGAAUGGUAUCCUGAAUGCGAAGAAGAUAUUCCACAUGUUGCUCCAGUACAAACUCUUGUUAGAUCAUCUUCAAUGGAUAGAAUUGCCACUAGUGAUUUCCUCAAUAUGUUUUGA
Molecule: messenger RNA, 1296 nt
Organism: Trichomonas vaginalis G3
Lineage: Eukaryota; Parabasalia; Trichomonadida; Trichomonadidae
Product: protein kinase protein
Exons: 1
Coding region: 1-1296 (431 amino acids)
Biological process (GO): peptidyl-serine phosphorylation; peptidyl-threonine phosphorylation
Cellular component (GO): cytoplasm
Molecular function (GO): protein tyrosine kinase activity; protein serine/threonine kinase activity; ATP binding
Source: RefSeq, a predicted model, not a curated record